UCCCUCAGAGAGCCAUGAGGAGCAGAUUCUCCCUGCUGCCUACUUCCAUCAAACCAACCGAAUGCACCCAGACAGGCUUCAGCUGGAAGCAGCCAAUACCAUCUCAGCCUAUCUCCAUCCACCCGUGUAUUCCCAUCAUCAAGGCAGAUCGAUGGCCGAAUCACAGACUUUCAGAAACACUGGGCUGAGCACUGGGCCACGCUCUGGCAAGAUGGAUCACCUCAACCGGCCUGGCUGGAUCACUUCUCCCCACCAGCUGAGCAACUCCCUCAGAAACAUCACUAGACCCUCCUGGCUCACGAACCGACAGACAUCGAGCCUACUGCAUCACUUGGGCAUCUCAAAAAACGAUGCCGACAGUGCUGAGGUGUGCCUGACGGAUUGCAGGCGGGAGCCUGAGGAAGGGGAGGCCUACUGUAGCAGUGACUUCGCGUUGAACGGGAUUGUUCAUGAUGUCACCCCAAUACACCAAGGAACGCACUUGGUGAUGCUGUUGGUCAACAGGAACGGACUGUAUAAGACGAACCGGCUGUACCUCAACCCUGAUGGCUUCUUCUUCCAAGUUCACAUAUUAGUUGUGGAUGCCUUGAACUGCAGUAAACCCUGUCCAGGCUUCAAACUUGGCAGCAGAUACAUCGUGAUGGGUCAGAUCUACCACCGGAGACGGCAGCUUCCUGCAGUUCUACAAGAGCAUGUGAGAGGGCGCCUGAGGCCAGGUGAUGGGCUGCUUUGGAGGGGCAGAGGCUAUGUGAGCAGGUUCAACAGGAGGCGAGACCAGAGGGUUCGAGGGGCGGCUCAUGCCCAGUGCGGGUGAGGAUUCCAGCACCGCCGUGGCUCCUGGGGUUGAAGUCAGUGGAGGGCUGCUGCCAAAAAAAGUCUCUGCGCUUGCCACGGGCUUUUCUACCUUCUCUGCCAACAGCCGACAGGUCUUGUUAAGGAGCGGAGAGUGCAGCGGCCCCUUAAAAACAAGCCCAGUUAUUGAGCUAUGCGACUUCACCCACCUCCAGAUAACCUGCCAGUCCACAAGAGCUACAAUAAAUAAUUUGUUUUAAGGCA
Varanus komodoensis (Komodo dragon) is the source of this 1056-nucleotide messenger RNA. It is a transcript of the gene CUNH17orf58, whose product is annotated as chromosome unknown C17orf58 homolog. Lineage: Eukaryota; Metazoa; Chordata; Lepidosauria; Squamata; Varanidae. Gene Ontology annotation, molecular function: protein binding. The transcript is spliced from 4 exons. The coding region runs from base 62 to 814 and encodes 250 amino acids. The record is from RefSeq and is a predicted model, not a curated record.